Sturnus vulgaris (Common starling) is the source of this 4535-nucleotide messenger RNA. Lineage: Eukaryota; Metazoa; Chordata; Aves; Passeriformes; Sturnidae. The record is from RefSeq and is a predicted model, not a curated record.
GUUCUGUAAUGAAAAGGCCACUUGCACCUCGGGCAAGCGCCAGUUUUUCUUUCAGGAUCUUUCCAUAUAGAGGGAUUUAUAUUCUGCUGUUGAACUCUUGGGUAAAGUUAUUGGAGGUAGAUUUGUUGUGUUGUGCUAGAUUGUGGCUCGGUCACAGUCCUUCCCUAACAUCUGGCACACCUCUGGCAUCCCGUCUCCAUCUCCUCUGGGCUCUCUGCCCCCUUCCACAGAACCUGCUCUAUUGCAGCAGGCAGAAUAUUCAUGGUCUUGUUUAAAUCUUAAUAUGUAUUUUCGGAAAUUACUCUGAAUAAACCAUUCAGAAGGAGCAGUAAAGAAAGCCCAGAGAUAAUUGAACAUUCCAGAACUGUAAAUGAAUGAGAAAGGGCUAAGAAUGUGGAAUGGCAUAAAAAUGUGGGAGCACAAGUUUCAAGGCAUGUCAGAGUUCUGUUUUGUGUCAUUUCUAGCGACUGAGAUUCCAGAUAGGCUGCUUCUCUUUCCAGCUGAAUGUCCCAGCAGCAGGUACUGACUUCAUAAUGGGAUUUUUUUUUCCCUAAACAGACCAGAUUAACUCAGUGUACUUGUGGCUUUGAUGGAGAAUGGCAGGGAAACAGAAAAAAAUCAGUAGGGAAAAGAUGCAGCCCUUAAUAGGGCUGGUUGGAGAUGUAGUGAGAUGCUCAGGCAUCCAAACCUGGGUUAUUUUCUGAACAAUUACACUCGGUUUUGUUUCUCAGUGUUUGACUGAACUGUUCCUUCCGUGUGUCAAUGAGCACCUGUUCCUUGUGCCAGGGGAGCUCUGAUGAAUGCCCAGCUCCUGUUCCCUGGGCACAGCUGACUCUGCUCUGUGAAAGGCCAGUUAAACUGCAGAGAGGCCUCAGGACAUCAGAGGAAUUGUGGAAUGUGAGAGAAAGGCUCAUUCUUCCUGACUGCUUCUCCCAGGAUAGAGAUGUGUUCCCCUGCCACCUGCUCUGUGUCCAGGCAGGGAACAGCCCUGGAGAGGCUUCUCUGCUCCCAGGGCUCCCAUUCCAGCACUGGGAGCUGCCAGACUCUGCCUGUGCCCCUGAAUUCUCCUGGGCUGAGGUGCUGCAGAAUCCCACAUCUGUCAUUUCUGAGCAGGGAUUUGGGGAGAUAAGAUGGAGCCUUCCCCAUUCAACAGAAGGCAAUGGACCUCCCAGUCUCUGAAAAUCACUGCAAAAGAGCUUUCCCUGGUCAACAAGAACAAGUCCUCGGCCCUCGCAGAGAGGUUCUCCAAGUAUCAGAAAGCUGCUGAAGAAGCCACUGCUGAGAAGAAGAGAAGUAACACAGAAAACCUGCCCGCUCAUUUGACGAGGGGGAAUCUGAGCGUGCUGAAGAAGAAGUGGGAGAAUCCGGUGCUGGGAACGGAGUCUGGGAAGGAAACGAUCCGGAGCAGCUUUGCUGAGGUGAGGCACAAGGUCGGCACCGGCCGCGCCCCUUCGCCAUCCCCGGGGGCUGGAGCUGCCUCUGGCCAGCAGCAGCGUCCCGCUGGUGACAGCACGGAGCCCCAGAGCCACCCCCGAGAGAGUGGCAGCAUGGAAAACUGUGUGAGAGAGCCCCGUGAAAUGGAAAAACCCGAAAGCAGCGAGAGGUCGGAGUCUCCGGGGAGGAUCGAGAAGUACAACGUGCCCCUGAGCAAGCUCAAGAUGAUGUUCGAGAAGGGUGAAGCCACUCAGCCCAAGCAGGGCCCCCGGGAGCCACGGAGGGCGGCCGUGGGCAGGAGGAUUUCGGACAACAGCCUCUCCUUGGAGGACUGGGAUGCUGCCCAAGGAGAGAGGAGCCACAGCACAGCAGGAUAUCUUGUAGAGACCAGUCCAGACAAGGCAGAGGCCAGGAAGAACGUGGACAUGCCCCGUUUAUCAGAGACAUCCAUAAAGGACAGGCUGGCCAAGUACCAGGCAGCUGUGUCCAAGCAAGGCAGUUCCUCAGGCAUCAUUCCCAUGAGUGAGAUUCAAGCCAGUGAGAGUGAACUCAAGAAUUACAAAUCUGGGCAGAAGGAGAAUAUGGCACCAAUUGAGGACUCCAGUUCCUGUCAGGAUGGGGAGAAGGUUUCUGUAGGUGAGGACAGCUUGUCUUUGCACUCUGGUCUGCUGGAGGAUGGCCAUGCUGGACAGUCAGAGAGCGAGGCAGAAGCUCAGAAAGCUGUCAGCUCAAAGCAGCAGAACCUUGGUGCUAAAGCAGCUGGGCAGACAGAGGCCUCCCCACCCAAAGGAGUGAAGAAAUUCCAGUUGCCAAUGAAGGAAACCUGUGUUGGGUGUCAGAAGACCGUGUACCCCAUGGAAAGGCUCUUUGCCAACCAGCAGGUGUUUCACAUCAGCUGCUUCCGCUGUUCCUAUUGCAACAGCAAACUCAGCCUCGGGACGUAUGCAUCUCUGCGUGGGAACAUCUACUGCAAGCCUCACUUCAAUCAGCUCUUCAAAUCCAAAGGCAAUUAUGAUGAGGGCUUUGGACACAAGCAGCAUAAGGAAUUGUGGGCAGGUAAAACUGAAUGUGAAGAAUCCCCAGAGAAAACCGUCCAUGGUGUGAAUGCACCAGAAACUCCACAAAGCCCAGGAGUAGAGGAUGCCCCGAUUGCAAAAGUGGGAGUUCUGGCAGCAAGUAUGGAAGCAAAAGCUUCAGCUGUGCCUGAAAGAGAAGAAAAACCAGCAGAAACAAAAAAGCUCAGGAUUGCCUGGCCACCUCCGUCUGACCAAAGCAUCCAAGGAAGUGCCUUAGAUGAGGGCAUCAAAGUAUUCAAACCCAAGUGGCCUCCAGAAGAAGAGAUUUCCAAGCCAGAUGUGCAGGAGGAUGUGGAUCUGGAUCUCAAAAAGUUAAGAAGAUCUUCCUCGCUGAAGGAGAGAAGUCGCCCCUUUACAGUCGCAGCCUCCUUUAGAACAGUAUCUGUUAAAGGCCAUAGAACAGAGAAUUCACCCUCUCCUUCUAAGGAAGAGAGAGACACCUCGAAAAGACGUGAGGAACUGGAGAGAGAGGUUGUCAUAGAGAAAAAGCAAAAGGAAAAGAAGGUUGAGCAUAGGAACAUCCAGAACGCCGGGGAGAAAAAUGUGGAGGAAGAACAGGAAUUGUCUGGUAUCAGAACAGCAGAGCACAACAUUGUAGAGAAUGGCCAGAUGAAUGCAGACACAGAUGAGGAAGAACACACUACAGAGGAGCCAGAAAUUCCAAAGGAAGAACUCCUUGAACCGAAUUCUCCUAAACAUUCCAGCUUAGCCAAUGUUGUGACCGCCAAGGAAUCAUCUCCAAACCAGAAUCGCAAAUCCCAAGACGUUGGGUUUUGGGAGGGUGAAGACGUGGAAGAUUUAUCUGUGGAAGAGCAGAUCAAAAGGAAUCGCUACUAUGAAGAUGAUGAUGAUGAUGAAUAAAUUGGCCUUUUACUAGAAAACUUGCUGCAAGGUGCUGGGCCUUUUGAAAUGGGUAUUUUUUAGCUUUAAUAAACAACUCUCCUGGAUGAAGUGAUGCUGCACUGCACAUUGGCGUUAAGGGAAUCUACAUACAAAUUAUCUCAGCUAGAAAAGUCUGGAAGCCUGCAAAUUCUUUAGGUGCAUGGAACACUUGUCUGGCUGUGGGAUGGCUUCAGCAGGUAGUGUCUGUCCCCAGCAUGAGAACAGAGCAGUUCUCUACUGUCUCAUCCCUUUGAGCUUCACUAGGUAUUUCACUAACAAUUUCUGGAAUUCCGCUGUACUCGCUGUGCUGGUGUGGGACUCUGGAACACACCACCAAUACCACUACAAAUGCUACUGCAGUGCUUAGGGACCAACUGCAAAGGGACUUUCUGGCCUGCUUUAAAAUGGUCACUUAAUGCACUUUAAUACAUGGAAAGGGCACAACUGGGCUUUUUUUUUUAAAUAAUAAAAGCAUUUCUGUGUGUAGUGUCCGACAACUAAAGCAUCUUAAAGUGAGUGCAAUGUGAAUUUCUGUCUCAAACCUGCCUGUGAUCAGUUGAGGAGUCCCUGCACAACUGGAGUGGUGCCCGUUUGCUGGACCAUGUGUAUUUCAGUGCUAUCCCAGGAGCUGUGCUGGCUGCCAGGUCUCUGCAAAAGCCAAGUGAACACUUUGGAGCAGCCUGCAGGGCAUUACUUCUGCAUUUUACAUGCAUUUGAAGUGGAGUUUGUUUGUUUUGUUGUCAUUUCUUUUUUUAUUUGGAGUUUGUCAUCAUUUUAAACUGCAGAUAAUAUUUUUAAGGCCUUUUGACAACUCUGAAAUCCUACUUUUAUCAAGCUGCCAUAAAUCUUUUCCUUAUAGCUGUGAAAUUGUGCUACAUUGCAAAAAUCUCUGGAAUCAGUGACACUUUCCAAUUGCCAGUGUUGAAGAUCAGAACAUUUUUUUAACUUGACUUCAUUUAUUUUACAAAUAAUAAAAUCUUGAAUGGGGGGGAGGAGGAGGCCCUUUUUUUAUUAGCUUUUAUUUGUACUGUAUUCUCAAGAGAAUUAGAUCUUAACGAUUCUUGAGGUGUAAAAUAUUCUGCUUUCUUAACAGUUCUGCUAAUGACAAAACCUUCAAUAAAGUUUGGGUCAUUUCCAUUAUAA